Macrosiphum euphorbiae (potato aphid) is the source of this 819-nucleotide messenger RNA. Lineage: Eukaryota; Metazoa; Arthropoda; Insecta; Hemiptera; Aphididae. The record is from the annotation of a GenBank genome assembly.
AUGCUUCAAGGUGUUUUAGCUGAAAAUGGUCUUGAUAUUAUGAAAUGUGUCGGCAAUGCAACAGAUGGCGCAGCAAACAUGCAAGGCAAAUUUAAUGGUUUUUCUGCUUGGCUUGAGAAGUCAACACCAAAUCAAGUUCACGUUUGGUGCUAUGCACAUAUUUUGAAUUUAGUGAUCAUUGAUUAUACCAAAUCACCUCUGAAAGCAGCCUCAUUUUUUGUCACUCUUAAUGAUCUUGCUAAUUUUUUCAAAGAGUCGUAUAAAAGGAUGAACGUUUGGGCGAAUACUGUUGGUGAAAAUAAUAAAAAACGUUUACAAUCUAUAGGUAACACACGGUGGUGGUCAAAAGAACUGGCGUUAAAACAUUUAUUUGGAUCUGAUGGUAUGUAUAUUGAUGUGAUAUUGGCCUUAAAUGCUAUACAUAUUUCAAAUGGAUUCACUCCAGAAGCUAGGUUAAAGCCUACAACUUUAAAAAAUUCAAUCUUAGAAUACUCAACAAUAUUAACCGCUUUUAUUUACAUAAGAAUUUUUAAUAUUGUUGGCCCUUUGUCUAAAUAUUUACAAACCAAGGGUAUGAAUUUAUUAAAAUGUCAAGAGAUGGUUUUCACAGCUAUUCAAAAUCUAAAGUCUAUUCAAAGAGAUAUGGAUGGAGUUAAAGUGAUGGCAAAAAAAUGUAUUGACACCAUGUUAGAAAAAUUAGAAUUGAUAGAAACCGAAGACAUAGACAUAGUAAUUGAAACUGAGUUGCCUAUAAUCAGAUCCAGAAAACGAAAAAUAUUGUCUGGUGAAAAAAAUAAAAUUAUCAAUUACAGAUCCUGA